Molecule: messenger RNA, 1491 nt
Organism: Calidris pugnax (ruff)
Lineage: Eukaryota; Metazoa; Chordata; Aves; Charadriiformes; Scolopacidae
Product: tripartite motif-containing protein 15-like
Exons: 7
Molecular function (GO): protein binding
Source: RefSeq, a predicted model, not a curated record
CUGGAGCAGCUGGACACAGAGAUAAUGAACGCCCAUGAAGAAAUCCUCCAGAGGCUUUUGGAGGAGACCACGAGGCUGGGCACGCUGAUUGGGGAGAUGGAGAGGACGUACCAGCAGCCAAACUGGCAGCUCCUGAAGAGUGGGACCCCGGUACUCCAAGGGGAGGUGUUCAUUCCACAGGGGACUUCUUUCUUUCCUUCCUAUCAGAAACAACUUCAGACCCAGCUGGACAUUCUGAAAUCAGAGCAAGAGGCGCUUCAAUCUUCUGGGAAGGACACACAAGACAGAGUCAAGGACCACACUGAGAGGACAGAAGCUGCAAAGCAGGAGAUUGUGAGGACAUAUAGGAAGAUGCACGAGUUCCUGGAGAAGCAGGAGUCCUCUCUUCUGGCCCAGCUGGAGCAGCUGGACACCGAGAUAAGGAACGCCCAUGAAGAAAUCCUCCAGAGGCUUUUGGAGGAGACGACGAGGCUGGGCACGCUGAUUGGGGAGAUGGAGAGGACGUACCAGCAGCCAGACUGGCAGCUCCUGAAGGACAUUGGAACCACCUGGAGCAGGGGCCAGAGGGAAACGCUCUCCCACUCACUCCAGAUUUCCCCGCAGCUGGAAAAGAAAUUCUCUGAUUUCACUGAGAAUUCGGCAAACAUCGAGGAACGUGUGGAGGAAUUCCGAGAUUUCCUGGAGUUCGAGGUUCCUUUGACAACACAGAUGACGCUGGACCCAGAGACGGCCCACGCCAGGCUUUAUCUCUCGGAAGACUGCAAGCUCGUGUUCCAGGAAAUUUUUGACCAGGACGUACCCUACAACCUGGGGAGGUUCAAAUUUGAACCCUGCGUGCUGGGCUCAAGGGGCUUCACAUCGGGGUGGCACCGCUGGGAAGUGGAGGUCCACAGAGAAGGUGCAUCGGCCAUUGGGGUGGCCAAGGAUUCAGUUCCAAGGGACUGUUGGUUUUCACUGAAUCCCGAUGAGGGGAUAUGGGCUGUGUGUCGUAACCAAAAUAGGUACAAGGCUCUGACCUCUCCGGCUCACACCCCCUUGACUCUACGCCGUGUCCCCAAGCGGAUACGAAUCUGCUUGGACUAUGAGGAAGGGAGGGUGGUGUUUUUUGAUGCCGAGAGCAAAGAACGGAUCUUUGCUUUUCCACCAGUGUCUUUCCAAGGGGAGAGAGUCUUCCCGUGGUUCAUGGUGAUGGGGGAUGCUCAACUCAAACUUCUCUCCUAAGGCACAGGAUUAAAAAAAAACCAAAGCCAUCAACUUACAUUUGGGAAAGAAACCAGGGGCUGGGUUUUGUCCCAGUCCCACUAAAGGGACAGGAAACGGUAGUGUUGUUCAGGUUCCUUUCCUUCUGUGCAAAAUGGGAGCAUUUCUGUGCCUUCAACUCUAUUUUGAUCUUUCAAUCGCUGUUUAAUCACUAAAUGGCUGUUACAGUGUGGCUGCAAACUUGCCCGGAUGAGAAGUUAAAAUUAAAAGUACAAUUCUAAGUUUUUUCCA